AUGCCGUACAGUCGUUGGGUGUGCCUUUUGGGUGGUUUGGUGGUGGCGGUGACGGUCCAUGUUUUGCUGUCUGACAGGGUUCUCUUGUCCGGCGAUGAGAGUGGUACAGUCUUGAGCGAUGGUAGAACUCCUGGAAAUGAGGCUUGGCACAAGGAUGCUAUACAAGGGCUGCAACGACUACAACAAAGAAAAGAUAUAUUUGAAUUGUUGGAGAUUCAAUCACUGGAUGAGAUUUCUGACAGAGGAUUUUUGGAAAAAUGGGACCAGUGUACACUGACGACAGCCUGGCAACGGCAUCAAACCCUCGACAGCCACAACGACAAACUGAAUCUACAAGUGGUACUUCUAGGAGGAUCCUCAUCGGCUCGUCCGGCAGAAGCAUGUGGGUCCAAAAAAGGAGAAGAAGAUCCUCAUGAUGGUCGCUAUAGCAACCUUCUACAGUCCGCCAUGAAUCGGCCGUCUUCUUUCGCGCGUGAUGUUACAGUCCACAAUAUGGCUCAAGGCAGCACUACCUCCAUUUGGAGUGGUCUCAUGAUGGAACAGCUGUUGCCAAGAAAUCAACACAAUGAUCGAUAUCAAGUUGAUCUUAUCAUAUGGGAACAUGCCAUUAACGACCACGCGCCAUCGGCAGAUGGAUCACCUCACGAAAUGCUACGCUUUUGGUUGACACGACUGCAGCACGCCUUUUCUCAACAAGAAUCACUACCACCCAUUCUAAUUCUCUAUCUUUGGAAACAAGAUAUUGGAUACGAAAAAGAUGCAGCCAUUCUGGAGGGAGGAUUGGGACAUGAAGGACCCAUUUUGCAACAAUCCCUCCAAGUCAUUCAGCACUACCGUCAGCUGGGCAUGUCCAUUCAGGUGGCUCAUUUAUCCAAGAUCAUUCCUUCCUCCUCAUUCAUCAAACAUCGACGAGAGUUUUUGGAUGAUCGGCAUCAUCCUGCCUGUAACGGAAGUCAUCUGAUUGCCGAUAUUCUUCAAUAUGCAAUCUACGACAAUUUGGCCAACUGCGAUGUGGCGAAAGCAGCAAGUGCUGUACUGCCUACCGGUACAACAAUGGCACCAAAUACUAAUAAUGUCAUGGCUUAUUUGUCAUUGCCAGACCUCUUGAGCAAUCCAUCCACACGGAUUAUUUCCUUUACACAAUGGCAACCCACAAUAUUAAUCAACUCAUCGUCGUCGUCAUUGUCACUCAUCACACCCGAGAGGCUUCAACAAGCCCAAGAAAAGUACCUUGCCAAUAUCUUUCCAGCGGCGGACAUGCCCGGGAGAGAUGAUCGAAAAUUUGCCUUUCGGUUGCCGGGUUGCCAUACGGACGAACGCUUGCAACUGACAAUCCACAAGCAGUUGCUCUGGUUGGGUGUGGUCUAUGCGGGCCGUAGUAUUGCCAUGACCAUCAACGACGUGGCGGUACCGUUGCAAGGGAACGGGGCGGUCGUCUCGGGGUUGGCCAGUCCAGUCAACUUGCCACGGGGAGGACACGAUUGGAUUGACAUUACCAAGUUUGCUGGUGCUUCUUCCCAACAAUUUUUGACAAGCAGCAAACAGGCUCCGAGCUACAGGCUGUCUUUUUGUGAUACGCACAAAGCAACGCAAUCUGGACAAGGGCGUCAUUUAAAGGUGCGACGGGUAUGGGUGCACCAGUUGGUUGGAGUCAUGGUGCCUUCGGUAGGAUGAUUCCGUAGACUAGUACCGGUAGGGACCAAGGCAGCUUCAUUUAUCCAAAAUUUUUGCUAGAAUCAAAAAUAAGCAAGCUACGGGACGCGGGCAAUUCGCUUUACAGGUGUUUUGCGACCUGUGACCACCAGCUAUGAGCAGGUCAAAUGCACAGUUUUUUGACGGCGUGGAUUGAAACGGCCAUACCGGUGCUAAUAUCACGCUUCAGAGGCCCCUCAGGAUGAAGUCCCAUCCAACGAAAACAUGGAAGAUCCGUGGGAACGAGUCUCUCCGCUGCUUCUUGCCAAAGACCUCUGUCAUUACCCAAAGUGUUCUUUGAUUGUCUGGAUUUUAUAUCGGACCACGUCGGGCAAGAGGUUUCAUGGGAGAUUCAGGUUGGAACGAUCUCGCGACCUGAUUUUGAUGAAUCCUUCGCAUGGGUUCCAUGCGAGGGCUUUGUCGUUGCUGUUCCUGGAAUGAUUCAAUCGAAUCGUCUCGAGCUAGCUAGUAGUAGAGAGCCGCAACAUCCUUGGGUCGAUCCUUUAAUUAAAAGACUAUCGGCGCAUGUGACAGCCACAAAGUCUCUGAAACCGAAUUUUAAAGAUAUCUCAAACAAAGCGGGCAAUAAUAGCCAACAAUGUGGCACCCAACAAGCUUCCAACGACAGGGAGGUUUGUGCCACUGCUCGGGGUGCUUACAACUUCAGUUUCUGACGUGGGAAUCCCACUGCCACAGUUAAUACCAGCUUCAUCCAUAUACUUGUAUGUUUCUUCUUGUCUUGGAUAUAAGUUGGCCUGUCCUUCCGUAUAGCAACUAGCACUGGAACAAACCAACAUUGGUGCAACCUUCAUCUCGGGCUGACCACCUGGAUCACAUUUUGGAUUCAAGGUAUAACUGAUAACCACACCACCACCCUUCUCACAUUCCUCUUUGUAACUCUUGGCUGUUUCGUGAUCUUCGCUCAAGUCGAUAUCACAGGCCUUGGCUGUAUUGCUGGCAGUAUCAAUGCACUCAGCCUGCAUUUUCAAGGCAACCAUUUCCAGGUAGGCAUCUUCAGCUGGUUUCAUAUUUGGAUUGGUGUCGAACAGCUGAGCCUGGGUCCAAUUGUAACAUUCUGGCUGGGAAAUCCCAUUUCCUUCAUUAACAAGCUCUGGUGGAUCCUUCAUUUCAAGAUCAGUGACUCCUGAAGCACAUGAGUUGUUCUUUAGCUCUUUCAGCUCACUCUGGGGCACUAGAUUGCUUGCACCAACACUGGCACAGCUGGCACUGGCACAGACCAGCACUGGCUUCACAGAGGUUUCCGAUGUACUCGAGACAUCACCACAGAGAGGACUGUAGGUGUAUGUCCAGAUUCUACCUCCACCAUUGUAGCACUCGGUUUCGUAUGUUGCUGCUUCUGGGAUAUUUGAAGCUGAUUCAAUGGAGCAAGGAAUGGCAACACCAUUAGCAUCAAAGCAGCCAUCUUCAAUCUUUGCUAUCAUGGCACUGAGAUAGGCAUCUUCUGCUGGCUGCAGGGCACGGUUGUAGUCAUAGAUGGGCUUUGUCCAGUUUCUACACUCAGGUUGAGAAUCUUGACCAUGGAUGAGCUGUGGGGCCAGCAGUAGCAGAUAGAGGGAGGCAGACGAGGGCUUCAUGUUGCCACAAUUAGAUGAGCUGGGUACCGGUAGAAGAAGAGUUUUUUUUUUGAGUUGUGGGUUGUUGCCAAUUAACUAAAUGCGUUGCACAGUAUCCGAGGAUCUGGACAUCCGAUCGUGGCUGGCUGGUUGCAUCCUUGCUGUGGUUGCGAAGUGGGACUGGCGAGCUCGAAGCCGCCAGAUAUCGUAUACAUAGUACUGGUAGCUGCCUUCAAAAACAACACGAACGCCCUCAAGCGAAAAAGAGGCGAGCUACCCCGUCAACCUCACCACCCGUGUUUGUGCUAAGCAGGCAAAAUUCGCUCCUGGGGACAAAAGCUUCUGCUCUAUUGAGAUUUAUGGGCUCCUGCCAAGCAACUUUUGCAGUACUGUACAGUCGU
Molecule: messenger RNA, 3667 nt
Organism: Seminavis robusta
Lineage: Eukaryota; Bacillariophyta; Bacillariophyceae; Naviculales; Naviculaceae
Source: the annotation of a GenBank genome assembly